This is a messenger RNA of Candida tropicalis MYA-3404, 624 nucleotides long. RefSeq names its product Rab family GTPase (gene YPT52). The record is from RefSeq and is a predicted model, not a curated record. The coding region runs from base 1 to 624 and encodes 207 amino acids. Gene Ontology annotation, molecular function: GTPase activity; GTP binding. Lineage: Eukaryota; Fungi; Ascomycota; Pichiomycetes; Serinales; Debaryomycetaceae. The transcript has a single exon.
AUGUCCAAGCCUGAUAGUAAUAAGAAAUUUUCACAAUUUAAACUUGUUCUUUUAGGAGAAAGUGCUGUUGGGAAAUCAUCUAUAGUUCAUCGAUUUGUUAAGAAUAGUUUUGAUGAUUUGAGAGAAUCAACCAUUGGUGCGGCAUUUUUAACACAAAGUAUCACUAUUCCAGAAACUCAAACUACUAUCAAGUUUGAAAUAUGGGAUACUGCAGGUCAGGAAAGAUAUAAAUCGUUGGCUCCUAUGUAUUAUAGAAAUUCUCAUGCAGCUAUAGUAGUCUAUGAUAUCACGAAAACCUCGUCACUUCAAAGAGCUAAGGAUUGGAUUGAAGAAUUAAGGAAAAAUUCUAGUAAUGAUGGGAUAAUCAUAGCUUUAGUUGGGAAUAAAUUAGAUUUACAAGAUGAAAGAGAGAUUGAACAAAGUGAUGUUGAAGAAUAUGCCACGGAACAGAAUUUGCUUUCUUUUGAAUGUUCUGCGAAAUCGGGUGAAGGUGUUCAUGAUAUAUUUGAUGCUAUUGCUAGGAAACUUUCCGACAAGAUUGCUGUUCAAGAAGUCCCAGAAACUAGAAGAAUUGACUUGAAUCGUAAUGCAACUGCUAAUAAUAAUAAUAAUUCCUGUUGUUAG